AUUGGAGUUCAUACAAAUAGCACAGGCAAGGUAUUGUGAGCGAGAAAGUAAAGUCGGAGCAACUCCGAGAAAUCGGGGCCGCUCUAAUGCGGAGACAAUCUGGAGCAAAUAUGAGGGGAACCUUUACAGCGUGGGGUGCUACUGAUUUAUAGCAACAUGCCAACAGGGUCUACUUACACUGAGAAGUUUAACUCGAGAUCAUUCCAAUCUCCUCUCAUCUCACACGCUGUCAUAUGACUCAUUUGAAACAAGAACAAUGAAUAUCCUCAUCACCGGAGCCGCCGGAUUCAUCGGCCAACUUCUCGCAACAGAACUUCUAAACGACCCUGCAUACAAACUCGUUCUCGUCGACAUUGUUGACCCUCCAAUUCAAUCCGGCGUAAAAUACCCCCAAAACGCAAAAAUCAUCAAAACCGAUCUAGUAGCGGACAACCUCGAGACAUUGGUCCAUGAAUCCGCCCCUGAUGCCGUAUACGCAUUCCACGGAAUCAUGUCCUCAGGCUCCGAAGCCAACUUUGAGCUCGGGAUGAAAGCAAACGUCGACGCAACUCGUGCUCUACUCGAAGCUCUCCGUAAGAAAGCUCCUCCAGGUGUACGGUUUAUUUAUUCCUCUAGUCAGGCUGUAUACGGUCAACCUCUACCCAAGACCGUGACGGAUGAGGUUAUACCAACGCCCGAAUCAUCCUACGGCGCAGCAAAGCUUAUAUGCGAGGCAUUGGUUAAUGAAUAUACUCGUCGAGGAUUUAUUAUGGGUUUCACGCUCCGAUUUCCUACCAUCUCAGUGCGACCCGGGAAACCAACUGCAGCGGCAUCUUCGUUUUUAUCCGGUAUGAUUCGGGAACCCCUAAAUGGACAAGAGGCAAUUAUCCCUCUUGAAGAUCGAUCUUUUGAGUCAUGGCUCUGUUCUCCUAGGACACUAGUGCGGAAUUUGAUAUUUACUCUCUCUUUACCGGGAGAUUGUGUGCCGCCUCAUAUUCGCCAGAUCAAUGUUCCAGGGAUCUGUGUGACGAUUCAGGAUAUGAUGGAUGCACUGGAGAAAGUAGGCGGAAAGGAUAAAUUGGGGUUGCUGAAGGAAAAGGAAGAUCCGGUCAUUAAAAGGAUUGUGUACUCGUGGCCGACGAGGUUUGAUAAUAGUCAGGCUAUUGGAUUGGGGUUUCAGAGGGAUGAGUCGUUUGAGCAGGCUGUUAGGGAUUUUAAAGAGAGUGUGGAGAGUUGACAUUUCACCAGGUCGUACGAGAUCAAUGGUGGAAAAGCUCCAUAAUCAUGCAGUCAAUCAACAAAUAUCCCACACC
Talaromyces stipitatus ATCC 10500 is the source of this 1292-nucleotide messenger RNA. Its product is annotated as nucleoside-diphosphate-sugar epimerase, putative. Bases 257 to 1216 code for a protein of 319 amino acids. The transcript is spliced from 2 exons. The record is from RefSeq and is a predicted model, not a curated record. NCBI's taxonomy places the organism in Eukaryota, Fungi, Ascomycota, Eurotiomycetes, Eurotiales, Trichocomaceae.